Messenger RNA from Diaporthe citri, 966 nucleotides. RefSeq lists its product as uncharacterized. Bases 1 to 966 code for a protein of 321 amino acids. The record is from RefSeq and is a predicted model, not a curated record. The transcript has a single exon. Lineage: Eukaryota; Fungi; Ascomycota; Sordariomycetes; Diaporthales; Diaporthaceae.
AUGUCUUCGUUUACAAAGCCGAUUCCGAAGAGUAUUCUCAUCUUCGGAGCAGCCGCUCACAUUGGUCGGCCACUAGCCACAUACCUGUCCCGGGAAGCACCCGCAAUCAAGUUGCGCCUUGCCACAAGCAGUCCGAGCAAGAGGGACCAGCUGCGGAGUGCAUUUCCCAAUGCCGAAGUCGUUGAAGCUAACUACAAUGACGUUGAUUCGCUCUCGGCUGCCGUCGAUGGCAUCGAAGGUGUUUUUGUCAUCACCCCGGGGGGGCUCUCCGAGGAGUCUGCCAUGACGAACCUGGUCGCAGCUCUGAAGAAGGCCAAAACCGUCGUCCACGUCAUCCGCCUCCAAGGGGUGUUCCCGGAGUUCUCGCAGGCCCGCGUACCCAAGGAACUGGGCCCGGGAACCCUCCCUUUCGAGCAUCCCAUCGCCAAGCGCAUUCUCGAUGCGAGCGGGCUUCCGGUCACGUACAUCAACUCCGGCGCCAGCUUCAUCGACAAUUUGCAUCUGCAGAUCAAGUCGGUCCUGGCUAAGAAGACGUUGAUCUGGCCCGAGCAUCGUGUCCCCUUCACUGAUCCGAGGGACAUUGCCGAGAUUGCUGGGAGGCUGUUCCUCUCGGAUAAUGCGAAGCACAUCGGCGCUUUCCACACCAUGAAUAACGGUCAGGACUGGCUAACCUUCCGGGAGAUAGCCGGUCUCAUUUCUGAGGUAUUCGGGGAACCGGUCGCGUAUGACGGAAGCUAUGAGGCCUUCUCUGAGUUCUAUACGCCGAUCAUGGGACCACACAAGGUUCAAGAAAUGUGGCACUUCUUCAAGUUUGAGGAGGCCAAUGAAGAGACGUGGGCUCUGAACAACUUUAUGGAAAGGAUACUGGGCAGGAAGCCGACAAGUGUGAAGGGAUGGCUUGUGGAGCACGAGGAUGUGCUCAGGGAGGGAAGUGGUAUUGCUGAGUGGGCUGAAAAGAAGCGGUAG